Zeugodacus cucurbitae (melon fly) is the source of this 2175-nucleotide messenger RNA. It is a transcript of the gene Pdp, whose product is annotated as pyruvate dehydrogenase [acetyl-transferring]-phosphatase 1, mitochondrial. Gene Ontology annotation, biological process: protein dephosphorylation. The transcript has 7 exons. Lineage: Eukaryota; Metazoa; Arthropoda; Insecta; Diptera; Tephritidae. Bases 284 to 1705 code for a protein of 473 amino acids. Gene Ontology annotation, molecular function: protein serine/threonine phosphatase activity. The record is from RefSeq and is a predicted model, not a curated record.
AUUGUCAAAAUUAUGAAAGAAACAAAUUCCUUUUAGGGGCAUUUUCUUUUUUGUGUAGUAUUUCACUAAAAACAAAGUUUCAAGAUAAAAACUAUGUGCUUAUCCACCAUAUAAUACAUUUAAUAUUGUGUUAAGUAUAUAAUAAUUUUAAUAUUUAAGGCUGUCACUUACAUUGCAGUCUUUAAAACACAACCACGAAAUAACAGGAGGUCCAUACAUUUUGGGUAAACAAUUGCUUGUACUUGGUAGUUGCAUCGAUCCGGCAUUAUACAGUCAAUUUUCGAUGCUAACACUCCUUCUUCGCAACAGUGUCGUCUGUAUACGACAAGCCAACUGUGCCAAUGUUGGAGGUGCGAUACGUCAAUUCCGAAUUACAAUCCGCCAAGAAGCACAGCUUCCAAAUCUUUCGCCGUACGAUAUCAAUUUAAUAUUGCGAGAAAACGAGUACAUUCAAACGUUUUCUGAAGAUGACAGCAUAGUGCGAAGCUAUGAAUCCAAUCAAUUAAGUUCAAAUAAACCUUGUGAAGAUUCCCGUACCGAAGCCACUUUUUUACAUAAAAAUGGUUUCAUAUGUGGAAUAUUUGACGGUCAUGGUGGACCUGCCUGCUCUCAAGUUAUUUCCAAACGCUUACUACGAUAUGUUGCGGCAGGAGUCAUAGACAGGGGGACAUUGAAUGAAAUAAUAGCCAAAGAUUACAACAGUCAAUCAUUUCUAAGAUGUCAUAAUGAUAAGGCUGAUUUCGUAUCCGAAAUAAAAAAUAUAUACGAAAAUAGCUUUAGGGAAUAUGUGAAAACAAUUUCUGGACAGACAGCACAGGACGUCGCAUUUGAAAUAAGCAACGCCUUUAUGCGGCUGGAUGAUGAUUUAUCAAAAGAAGCCUUAAAACACACAAAUAUGCGCACGAUGUCGGUGGCAAUGUCAGGAGCUGUGGCUUGUGUAGCUCAUAUAGAUCAACUGAACCUGCAUGUUGCCAGCACUGGUGAUUGUGGCGCAGUUUUAGGUAUACAAUGUCCCGAGACAGGGCAGUGGCAAUCGAAGAAAUUAAACAAUGAGCACAACGCGGACAAUCUUAAAGAAGUACAACGCAUCUUGGAAGAACACCCCAAAGAAGAGCAUGACACAGCCAUACGUAAUGAGCGUUUAUUAGGCCAAUUAGCGCCGUUACGUGCGCUCGGAGACUUCCGUUACAAAUGGAGUAACGAGGUAAUGGAUAAAUACGUUGUGCCUACUUUUGGGGAGCACGCAGUACCACCGCAUUAUUACACACCACCUUAUCUAACGGCGUUGCCAGAAGUACAACAUCAUGUGCUGCAUCCCAACGAUAAAUUCCUGGUUAUAGCUAGUGAUGGUUUGUGGGAUUUCUUAACACCAUCACAAGUUGUUGGGUUGGUUGGCGAGCAUUUAAAUUCCAAGAAGGUAUUGGAACCGAUGAAGUUACCACCUGGGGAUGUCACAUUACUGGAGGUAUCCAAACUGUUAGCUGAGCGAAAAGCUGGACGUGCAAGAAAACCACUGGAUCAGAAUUCUGCAACGCAUUUAAUACGCAAUGCGUUGGGUGGCACCGAUUACGGUAUUGAACAUUCGAAAAUUGCUUACUAUCUCUCAUUGCCGCAGGAUGUGGUGCGCUUGUAUCGCGAUGAUAUUACGAUUACAGUCAUCUAUUUCAACACGGAAUAUAUAACAAAACUCAAUGAAAAUACAUAGAAUAGAUAAUACGUAAAAAUGCUGCGAACUAAACUUUACCUCAAUGCAGUCAGUUUAGCUAAAAACCAAGCCAUUAUUCCGCCUUCAUACCACUAUAUACAUAUAUACAUAUAUCAGUACAAUAUUUUAGUUGUGUGUAAAUAGCUAAUAAUGAUUAUUUAAUUACGUGUUAGCAUAAUUUGUUAAUGGUUGAAUAGAAACCAUUCAUGUUCCUUGUAAAUUUCUUUACAACAUCGUAGCUUUUACUCGUAUGCAAUGAAUAUCAAUUAUUAAUUUGUACGCUUUACGUUGUCGAAAGCUGAUUUUAACAUAAAUUGUAAUAUGUUUUGCAAUAUUUAAAUUCAUUGUUUUAGUUUUUAAGUUUAAUUGUGAAUGUGGAGCGGUCCAGUUUUGGUUAUUGUUCAUCAUGAAAUUCAUGGGUAUUCAUACAUGAAACUAUAAAUAAACGGAGAUCUAAUUAAAUUCAUAUA